This is a messenger RNA of Cercopithifilaria johnstoni, 702 nucleotides long. NCBI's taxonomy places the organism in Eukaryota, Metazoa, Nematoda, Chromadorea, Rhabditida, Onchocercidae. The record is from the annotation of a GenBank genome assembly.
AUGGUUGACAAAACUGUUCGAUAUACCGGACGAUCUCGAGUACAUCGUAUGCUACGCUUUAUGUUCCGUGCAGAAAUUGGCCGUCUUAAGAAAGAAAAUCGAAUUUUAGAUGAACAAAAAAAUAUUGCACCAUUUAUAGAGUGUACAUACAAGAAACAAAAAGAAUUUUCAACUAUUAGUUGUGGUGAGGAUGAUGAUUCAUUUGCUUUUAUUUCACGAUUUCAUGAAAGUGCUUCGACGAAUUUUCGAUGUGUUGAUCGUAUGGAUGUGUUACCAUGUUUAUCAAAUGAUGAUAUAUCGAAAUUUAACAGCACAAAGUUGAAAAGUUUCCCUCAAUGUGCGGGUGUAAAUAAUAUAAGACUUAAAAACACUAUUACACAAGCUUCUUCAAUUGUGGCACCAUCAAUAGAUAUAAAGGAACAUCAGGGUAGAAUACUUCGUCCCAAAGAUUUUUUGGUACAAUGUCCUAAAUGUGCAAUUAAUAGUUUCUUUGGCUGGCGAGAUAUUGGUGAUAUUAAAAGACUUUGUGCACGUGAAAUUAAAACGUAUUCACGUGGUUGGCCACAACAUGCACGUUUCUGUGAUGAAGAAGAUAUACAUGAUGAGCAAGAUUUUUGUCGACUUCAUGAUUUACUUCUUGAAAAGCUUGGCGGUGAAAUGGAAGAAAGUAAUGAAUUAAAAUUUGUUGAUUCAAAUCGAUGA